Messenger RNA from Phyllotreta striolata, 723 nucleotides. The record is from the annotation of a GenBank genome assembly. Lineage: Eukaryota; Metazoa; Arthropoda; Insecta; Coleoptera; Chrysomelidae.
UGGCACAAAAGAUUAAUAGAAAAAGUCCAGUCCACCCUUUUUGGAAAGUUUCGCAAAGAAGAAUCAAACAGGUGUCAGUUACAUUCAGUAAUGGAAUAUGAUUAUCUCAUAAAAUUUCUUACUCUUGGCGAUUCGGGAGUGGGUAAAACUAGUUUUUUGUAUCAAUAUACAGAUGGAGUUUUUCAUUCCAAGUUUAUAUCAACAGUUGGAAUCGAUUUUCGAGAGAAAAGAAUGUUAUUCCAAUCCAAAGGUAGAAACCAUCGGAUUCAUCUGCAACUGUGGGACACUGCCGGACAAGAAAGAUUUCGCAGCCUAACAACAGCAUUUUAUAGGGAUGCGAUGGGAUUUUUACUUCUAUUCGAUCUCACCAACGAGCAGUCUUUUCUCGAAAUCCGUAACUGGAUCGAACAACUGAGGCUGCACGCCUAUUGCGAAGUACCGGACAUCGUACUCUGUGGAAAUAAAGCAGAUUUAGAAGAAAGGAGGAUAAUAAGCGAAUGGAGAGCUAGAGAAUUCGCCGAAACCUACAAACUGCCAUAUCUGGAAACGAGCGCGGCGACCGGGCAAAACGUGAAUAGAGCCGUAGAGACUCUGUUAGAGCGGGUAAUGUUGCGAAUCGAGACGGCCGUGGACAGGGCGAUGCUCCCGGGGCGCCGGGGAAGGCCCAAAGAUCUCAACGAUUCGGACAUGCUGGCGCCCCCGUCGCAAAAUUGUUCAUGUUGA